AUGUACAACAUCCGGACGGUUUAUGACGCGGUCAACCGAACCUGGCACGGUGCCACAGUGAAGCAUGUGUACAACCCGGAGGCUAGUAUGGGACAAAUCAUGUUCGAAGCGCUCGCCCGCACACCAGAACUUGUGAUACAGCAGGACAUGGAUACGGGGCGCUCGAUGACGUACGCCGAGUUCCAAACGAAACUGAUCCGAUUCGCUCAAAACCUUACAUCGAUCGGUGUUUGCAAAGGAGAUGUGAUUGCGCUUGCCAAUGCAAAUAGUGAGAAUCUUGCACCACUGGCAUGCGCACUGCUAACGAUCGGGGCACCGUUUAACCCACUGGCACCAGGGUUCAACGAGGAUGAUAUGGCUAAUAUGCUGGAGACAACGAAACCGAAACUGGUAUUUUGUGAUGCUGACAAUUAUGACGUUGUUCGGAAGGCUUUACAGCGCGUUGUAGCUGACGGUGAACGGCUACCUCCGAUCUACGUGUUUGAGUGUUCCCGAAGUGAUGUGAAACAUGCCGAAGAUUUACUUAAGGAAACAGGCAAAGAGACAACAUUCCUCCCACCCUAUCUUGGCGAUUCGCACAAAACGUUGGCUGUAAUCCUUUGCUCCUCGGGAACGUCAGGGGCUCACAAAGGCGUACGACUAACUCACAGCGCAUGCCUUCAACUUACGAUACUGUACCGCUUUUCGAUCAUCCCCUCGAUUUACUUCAGCUUUAGUGCCAUCUACUGGACGACUGGGUUUUCUGCCUUGUUGAGCCCGUUUUUCAACGGUGGGAUACGCCUAAUCACGCGCAAACCCUUCAACGAAGAGCAAUUCUUCGAAGCGGUCGAAAAGUAUCGUGUGCAUUCGAUCUUCACACCACCGGCCUAUGCUUACGCUGUGCUGGCCCAUCCACGUACGAAAACGAUUGAUUUUAGCUCCGUUCAGCUUUGGGCCGUUGGUGGUAGCCCUAUUCCGGAGCAGUUACGUGAUCGAAUCGAUGAACUGCUCGCUCGGACUGGAGGCCGUUCGGUGAACGUUUUCGGAUCGUCCGAGAUAGGUGGCGUUGCGUUGGAUGUGAUAAAGCGUAAACCGGGAGCGGUCGGUCAACUGAUGCCGAACGUGACGGUGCGAAUUGUGGACGAGGAUGGGAAGCGGCUGGGCGUUGGGGAAGUGGGUGAGCUGUUGACGAAAGCUGUCGAAGAGUUUGGAGGUUAUUAUGGGAACGAGCAGGCAUCGAGCGAUGCGAUAGAUUCGGACGGGUUCUUCCGUACCGGUGAUAUCGGCUAUAUUGACGAGGAAGGAUUCCUGUAUCUGAUUGACCGUAAGAAGGAUAUCUUCAAGUACCGCAACUUUCACGUGUCUCCAUCGGAUCUGGAAGCGAUCAUUCUGCGCAUUGACGGCGUGCAGGACGUGUGCGUGGUGGGAGUGCCCGAUGCUGAUGGUGGGACAGAUCUACCGGCAGCCGCGAUUGUUCGUCGCCCAGGAGCCAAUCUGGACGCGUCCCAGGUGCGGAAGAUUGUUGAUGAACAGGUGUCCGACUUUAAGCGAUUGCGCGGAGGCGUUUACUUUAUCGAGGAACUCCCGAAAACCGACAGCGGUAAGGUGCUGCGGCGGAAGGCCGCCAAAAUGAUAGUGCACAUGAAUCAGCUUUCCCAGGCUGAGACGGAAGGGAGGGUUUAAAGAGCUUUCAGCUGCCAACGAAAUAUAGCUGUU
This is a messenger RNA of Anopheles maculipalpis, 1695 nucleotides long. RefSeq names its product probable 4-coumarate--CoA ligase 1. The coding region runs from base 1 to 1662 and encodes 553 amino acids. Lineage: Eukaryota; Metazoa; Arthropoda; Insecta; Diptera; Culicidae. The transcript is spliced from 2 exons. Gene Ontology annotation, biological process: long-chain fatty acid metabolic process; fatty-acyl-CoA biosynthetic process. The record is from RefSeq and is a predicted model, not a curated record. Gene Ontology annotation, molecular function: long-chain fatty acid-CoA ligase activity.